Molecule: messenger RNA, 966 nt
Organism: Aspergillus mulundensis
Lineage: Eukaryota; Fungi; Ascomycota; Eurotiomycetes; Eurotiales; Aspergillaceae
Exons: 2
Coding region: 1-966 (321 amino acids)
Source: RefSeq, a predicted model, not a curated record
AUGGACCUCGGAGAUAGUAGCAACGAAGCUGCGCACCCGGAGCCCACUCUUACUCUCCAGCUGUAUCGCCGCUGCUUCAAAGGCCGCAAGCAGCUUUUCUCGGAAUCAGAUACCGCAGAUGCGAGAUACUUUGUUACGAACCCUGUCCCGCACAAGCAUGGCGACACGUGGAAACCGGUGUUUUACCGCGGCGACAACCCCAAGUAUACCCCGACGACAAAUGCCAUCGGACGGGCUCGUCGUUCAGCCAUGUGGGGGACGUUUCGAGUCUGGGUCGGAGACGGCGUGCAGGAGGUUCUAGACAAUGAACGGCUGCGAGACCAGAGACGGAAAGCUGAAAAGAAGAAUAAGUGGAGGAGGCGGUUUGGAAAAGAGGAGAAGCCAGUGGAGAUUGACGAGGAAAAGAUCGUACAAGGGAAGGUGGUGAUGAUACGAAUGCAGAGGAUGGGGUUCUUCUCGCGCAGUGUUGAGUGGGAGCUGGAUGGUGUGCGGUAUCGCUGGUUAGGGACAAGAAUGUUUGCGACUGGAUUUAUGCGAAGGGUUAAGGGGUGGUCGCAUAGCAUGAAGCUUGUUCGCCUAUCUGACCAUGCUCUGAUCGCGACCUUUGAGAAGCGCCCACUGGGAUCUCGCAAGACAGUGAGAACUGGCGGCCCUCCGAACAAGUCAAAGACGUUGCUAGGCCAGCUCAGACUCUAUUCCUUCCCUGACGAGCCACCGAAGCAUCCAACGGACGUUCACAAAAACCACUCCCCAAGCUUUAUGACGCGGGUCGAUGCCGCUAGCACCAAGCCAUCCGAUGUCAAGGACGAGCGAGAUCUGAACUCUCAUGGGCUACAUUUAGGCAACCUCACCGAGGAUGCAAUUGCCUUCACCUGCUGGAUUGUGGUGGAAGCGGAGCAUCGCCUUAGGUGUAAGAUACCGGACUUCUUGGAGGAGGCUGCGGAGAAUAUGGAAGGGGGUGACUAG